ACGUAUCUCGUCAAUAGGCAGGCAGAGAUCCAUAGACCUUUCCUAAUACCAUCAGACCCAGUCCCAGACUUUGCAUCGGUUGACAUCACCGCGGAAGCACAACCUGGAUCUCGAAAAUGGGAGCCCUACUAUCUUUGCCUCUCCUCGGCGGAGGCAUAGCGACGAUCGGGUCGAGCCUCUUUUCCGGUUUCAUGCUCUUCAUGGGAGGAUCAGCCGCUUCAGCUUUCUGCAAGAGCUGCAACUGUAAUUCCAGUAUCGCAACUCGAGUCGGCUUUGGUUUGAUCUUUGCUUUAGCGGCCAUGAUGGCCUAUGUCUCGAGGACGGACAUGGCUAUCAGGCAGAUCGAGAAGCUUAGUUGGGAUUGGAUCAAGAUGGACUGCUCAGGAGGAAAGUGUUACGGGCUGUUGGCUGUUCACCGAUUCGAGUUUGCGCUCGUCAUCUUCCACUCUAUCCUCGCUCUUUUGUUGCUCGGCGUCAAAUCUACCAAAGCCAAGCGGGCCGCGGUGCAGAACGGCUGGUGGGGUCCGAAGCUGUUGUCAUUCUUCCUGCUCAGCUUCCUGGCUUUCCUGAUCCCCAACGAAUUCUUCAUGUUCUACGGCCGUUACAUCGUACCCAUCGGAGCCUUUUUCUUCAUCCUCAUCGGGCUGGUCCUCUUGGUCGACUUUGCGCACACCUGGUCGGAGACUUGUCUCGACCGCUGGGAAUCGUCAGAGACGCAAUCCAACCUCUGGCAAUUUAUUCUCGUCGGAUCGACCUUUGGUCUCUAUCUCGGCGCGAUCAUCAUGACAACGGUACUCUACAUCUUUUUCGCCGGGUCAGGGUGCGGAACCAACACCUUCUUCAUCACCUUCAACUUGAUCCUGUCGAUCAUGGCGACACUAUUGUCAAUCGCGCCUCCCGUUCAGGAAGCCAACCCGAAAUCUGGUCUCGCUCAGGCUUCCAUGGUCGCAGCUUACUGUACCUACUUGACCGCCUCGGCCGUCGCCAACCACAACGACGACGGACACGGCGAGUGUAACCCGUUACACCGAUCCGGCACCAAGAAGACUACCAUCCUGCUCGGCGCCUUGUUCACCUUCCUCGCCAUCGCGUAUUCCACCUCGAGAGCUGCCACGCAGAGCAAGGCCCUGGUCGGCAAGGGAAAGACCGUCGGGCCGAUCGCUCUGCCCGAUGGAGACGGCGAGAUGAUGGACGAAGAGGGUCAUGUCCGUAUGGUCACCAGUCAGCCCAAGCCUAGGAAGGACGAGAUGAGGUAUCAAGCUAUCAAGGCGGCUGUCGAUGCGGGCGCCCUUCCGGCUUCUGCAUUGGACGAGCCGGAAUCCGAUGACGAGGACGAAGUGACUGGCGUUGAGAGGGAUGACGAGAGGAGUGGGACCAAGUACAACUACUCCUGGUUCCAUGUCAUCUUUGUGAUGGCGGCCAUGUAUGUGGCGGGCCUGUUGACCGAUUGGCGCGUGGUCUCCACCAUCUCGGCGAGCGCUUCCGGCAACGACGAACCCGACGUCUACAUCGGUCGAUCAGAGGCUGCUAUGUGGAUGAGGAUCGUCAGUAGCUGGAUUUGUUACGGAAUCUACGCCUGGAGCUUGCUGGCUCCUCUGGUGUUGCCGGAUCGAUUUGGUUACGAGUAAAUGUUGUGUUUAGCAGUGUUGUCUAGUCGAGGCGAAGCGUUGUAUACUAGAUCUAGUCGAACGAUCGUUGAACGUGCUGUGACAACAAAAGAUUAGGAACAAAGAAAGGAAAUAGCAUCCGACGCGUCACGAAAGGACCCGGAGAAGCCAUCAGUUUGAGGUUUGACCACGACUUGCUUUGACCAAAGGAUGUAUAUAUGUAUAUUAUUAUUGUAUAUAUGCAACUCUA
Molecule: messenger RNA, 1857 nt
Organism: Filobasidium floriforme
Lineage: Eukaryota; Fungi; Basidiomycota; Tremellomycetes; Filobasidiales; Filobasidiaceae
Product: serine incorporator/TMS membrane protein
Exons: 8
Coding region: 117-1628 (503 amino acids)
Cellular component (GO): membrane
Source: RefSeq, a predicted model, not a curated record